Astrephomene gubernaculifera is the source of this 1036-nucleotide messenger RNA. The record is from the annotation of a GenBank genome assembly. NCBI's taxonomy places the organism in Eukaryota, Viridiplantae, Chlorophyta, Chlorophyceae, Chlamydomonadales, Astrephomenaceae.
GGGGAUAUGGCAUGUGGAUACCUGCACAGCGGAUGUUGCCUCCAAUUUGGAGUGGAGUAUGAAUAUUUUUAUUUGCUUAAGUUGGCUUGACCGCAAACAGAAUUGUCAAAAGAUCUUCGCGCGAUAACGUAAUUACUUUACAACGUUUUGCGCUAGGCCGCCAAGAGUAGGCUGUUAGGGGUCGUGAACAGAGAUGGAGCCUUAUAAGCUUACCACGGACAAGGCGCCACUAUCGGAUACGCUUGGUCCACCUGGCUUUCAUCCGCUUUUACCGGGCCAGUGCCCCGAGGACCGCCUAACCGCUCAGCUCGCGGAGCACGGCUACAGAGACGAGCUGCCGCAGUACGGCAUCGAUGACUCCAACGACUACCUCUUCUCGCUCUUCACGCUGCUGGCCAACCGGGCGGUCAGCAGCACGGGCGGCGGGGGUGCAGCGGCGGCGCUCACGGCAGCGGCGGUGUCGCUGAAAAAGGGUACUCUGGCAAUGCUGGAGGCGGCGCACCGGCAGCGGCUGCAGGCGGCUCAGGCGGCUGCUGCCGCUGCUUCAUCUCCCGGACCUGCGGGGAGCCUCAUGGGCUCGACGACGCCCUCCCUGCCGCCGCCUCCGCCACAGCCGCCACCGCCUCCGCCGCCACCCCUGGCGCCCAGCUCCUCGCCGCUCCCCAAGUCCCUCUCCUCUCCGAACCUCCGCCGUACAACACAACAGGAGCACGGCGGCAUGCCGUACCCGCCGCCUCCGCCACCACCACCACUGCAUCAGCAGCAACAAGAGCAGCAGCAGCAGCCGAAUGUAUUGUAUGGCAAUCCCGCCGCCGCGCUGUCGUACGCCGCGGCGCACCUGCCGGAGCUCCGUACGGCAUCCGACGUGGGGCGGCGGUUGUGGGUUUCGGCGCUGGCGGGGUCGGCGCCGCUCGGGUACCUUGCUCGUACGGCGCCCUCGAUGCCCGACAGCAGGCGCAUGCUAUUGACUCUGUUGUGGCAGUGCGGAGUGCCUGCACCCCGUGCCGCUUGGUUCCUGCGCCUCCUCUACACCCAC